CGGCGCUCCGCCGUGCUUAUCACGGGGACAAGGUGGCCACUGUGGGUUCGCAGCCCGAAGUCGCCUCCCCACUCUAUCAGUAAUUAGAAGAAUGUUUCAACAUGAAGAUUCUCUGCCCUGAGCAAGUGCAACACAAAGAAUGAUGCAAACUUGAAGAAGGAAAAUUAUGAGCGAAUGAAAGCUUUAGUAACAGAGCUGAAAAGACAAUCCGAAAAAAUUAGAUUAGGUGGUGGAGAGAAGUCACGGAACCUGCACACAUCAAGAGGAAAAUUGUUACCUAGAGAGAGAAUUGACAAACUUACAGAUCCCGGAUCUCCAUUCCUGGAGUUCUCCCAGUUUGCAGGUUAUCAGCUGUAUGGCAAUGAAGAAGUGCCAGCAGGAGGCAUCAUUACAGGCAUUGGGCGAGUGUCGGGAGUGGAGUGUUUGAUUAUUGCCAAUGAUGCAACUGUCAAAGGUGGAACCUAUUAUCCAAUUACUGUAAAGAAGCAUUUGCGUGCUCAAGAAAUUGCAAUGCAAAACCAUCUCCCUUGUGUAUACUUAGUUGAUUCAGGAGGUGCCAACUUGCCUCGCCAGGCAGAAGUGUUUCCUGAUCGUGAUCACUUUGGUAGGAUUUUCUAUAACCAAGCAGUCAUGUCCUCCCAAGGAAUUCCACAGAUUGCCGUGGUUAUGGGCUCAUGCACAGCUGGAGGAGCCUAUGUCCCAGCAAUGGCUGAUGAAAGUAUAAUAGUUGGCAAGCAGGGCACAAUAUUUUUGGGUGGACCUCCGUUGGUUAAAGCAGCAACUGGGGAACAGGUAUCAGCAGAGGAUCUUGGAGGUGCUGAUCUUCACUGCAGAAAAUCUGGUGUAACUGAUCACUAUGCUUUGGAUGAUAAUCAUGCACUCCACUUGGCUAGAAAAGUGGUGAGAAGUUUGAAUUACAAGAAGAAAAUUGAUGUAACAGUAGAACUCUCAGAAGAACCUUUGUUUCCUCAGGAUGAACUGUAUGGUAUAGUUGGAGAGGAGCUUAAAAGAAAUUUUGAUGUCAAAGAGGUCAUUGCUAGAAUUGUUGACGGAAGCAAAUUUGAUGAAUUUAAGGCCUUAUACGGGGAUACAUUAGUUACAGGAUUUGCUCGGAUAUUUGGUUAUCCAGUUGGAAUAAUUGGAAACAAUGGUGUUCUUUUUUCAGAAUCAGCAAAGAAGGGCACACAUUUUAUUCAGCUUUGUUGUCAGAGAAAUAUCCCCAUUAUAUUUUUGCAAAAUAUCACAGGCUUCAUGGUUGGUAAGGAUUAUGAAGCUGGCGGCAUAGCAAAAGAUGGAGCCAAAAUGGUUACUGCUGUAGCAUGUGCCAGUGUGCCUAAAAUAACAGUUAUUAUUGGAGGCUCUUAUGGUGCUGGAAAUUAUGGGAUGUGUGGAAGAGCAUAUAGUCCAAGAUUUCUUUUUAUAUGGCCAAAUGCUCGGAUCUCUGUGAUGGGAGGAGAACAAGCUGCCACUGUUUUAGCUACAGUGGCCAGGGACCAAAAAGCAAGGGAAGGGAAGCAGUUUUCUGAAGAGGAAGAAAAAGCUCUGAAGGCGCCAAUAAUUCAGAGGUUUGAUGAAGAAGGGAGCCCUUACUAUUCCAGUGCACGGUUGUGGGAUGAUGGAAUCAUUGAUCCAGCUGAUACAAGACUUGUUUUGGGCCUUGGCCUUAGUGCUGCAUUCAAUGCACCCAGCAAGAAGACAGAGUUUGGCAUAUUCAGAAUGUGAUGUGGAAGGGUUAGCAGUGGUAUCUUUAGAUAAGAAAUAAAAUCAAAUGGCCUAAUAAGAUCAAGAAACAAAAUAAAGAUUUGCACAGUAAUGCAGUUGGGUUUAAUUUUCAUGCAUCUUAAAAAGAAUGAUUUAAACUAGCUCUAACAUAGUUAAAUAGAUAUAGAUGUUAGUAUUUGUAAUCGACUUAAUCACUGGAAAUCAGAUCCCUCAAUUCAUAUUUUUAAGUGUAUUGCAUCAAUAGAACAAAAAACAAAAACACCCUUCCCCCCUUCAAUAAGACAUAUAAAGUAGAGAAUGGAACGAGCAAAAAUAAAAUACAACAAACAAUAAUAAAUAUUUGGAGAGUAAUACAGCUCACUUUUUAAACAAAUUAAGUCUCCACUACGUAAAUCACAUUGUUGAGUUUUUUGAUAAAUACCCAGUUCAAAGGUUAAGAGUGCAUAUUUUUCAACAAGCCAGCUUUUAGUGUCUGGUGUAGAAAUAUCUUAAGAAGACAUAACAAUGUGGGUUUUGUUUUGUUUUUUUGUUUUGGCUACAAUCCAGGCAUGAAUUCAUCCAAAUGGAUGAAUUCACAAUUAGAACAUAGUUUAAUAACACAUCUUUGAAUCCAACUGUCUAAUCAAAACCUUAUUAACAAUAUUAAGAGAUUCCUUGAAGAUUAUCUUUGUUAAAUUCAUCAGUUGCUGAUAAAACUGAGCUGUUUGGCAUUUAAAUAAACUGUCACCUAAUAGACUCAAAAUUAUAUGAGUUUCCAGGACCAUAAGCUUAGUAGUUGCAAUCUGAAGAACAUAACAUUUUAAUUUUAAUUUAAUUUAAUAUAUUGCUAUUUGAGAGGUUACAUUCUUUCUGUAACUUAUCAAAAAAUUAGCAAUAAAUUGUGUUAAUUCCAUCUUCAGCUCUUUUUAAAUAAGGGUUGAAAAUGGGUUAACACAAUUUGUUGCUAAUUUUUGCAAGAGUUUUGAAGAAUUGAUCCAGAAAGUUGAUCCAAUUUUUCAUGAGAGCAAAAAUCAAACUUUUAAUUUCUUUCCAAAUAUAUUUACCUGCCUUUAAAUUCACAUUGUAUAACACAUUUUAUCUUUGUUCUAUUAAUUCCAAUUUUAAUUUAAAUCAUAUAAAUUGUUUAGGAUUCAGUAAUUCACAUAUCUUUAAUAUAAUUAAUCAGCAUAUGCAUAUGUAUUUUCAUAAAUUUCAUUUAAUUAAGAUUACUUGUAUUGACAGCUGGUACUUAAGACUAUGAAACCACUACUUUAUGUUGAUCUGCAAUCAUUCUGUCUCAAGAAUUUUGAUUCCUCUAUUUUCUUACCACUGACCUGCUAAUACAUAGCAAUUAAUAAUGGAGCAGAUGGAUUCCAGCAAAGAUUGUAUUUCAUUUUGGAAUAGUCUUCCUGCAGUGGGAGCUGUUUGAUCCUUGCCUUUCUGAGUAUCAUGCACUUUGUAGGUUGCUGCAUAAAAGGCCACCUUUUGUUCCAGAACUGUAAAACUCAGGUGCAAUUUAAUAAAAUGAGAGACAGUAUUGGGGGUGGAGAACUGUACCACUCUUCAGGACUAUAAUAUUUUAUGUCAUUAUCUUAUCUCUGAAAGUCUGAAAGAUAAAUCAUUCCCAUUUUGGAGAGAAUCAGAAUCAGAAAUAAUCCUUGUGGAUUAUUCAUCCAAUAAUGUCUCACUGAGUAUUGACAUUCAAUGAUGCGUCAGUUAGUGCAGAAAGACUUUCUAUUUCAUCAUCUAAAAGGCAAAUGAACUUGGGAGAAAUGUGAAGGAAAAGAAUAGGCUAAAAGUGGAUUGAACACAUUCACAUCAUAGCAUGCUUUAAAAUUCUAAAGCAUGAUAUAUUAUACAACAUUUCCUUGCUCAGAAAGGGAGAGACCUUCAACUUUUACUAACACUCCCUUCAUAGGCUUGUACCUAUCAAUUUUUGUCAUGCCUUGUCUGCAUAACUUUACUUUUGAAACCUGAAAAAGACAUGAAUACUGUCUGCUAAUACAACACUGGGUGAUUUGGGCAGCGGGAUUGGAAACAUUGCAUUGGCCUCUGAGGAACCUUUGGGAGUUUGGGCAUGUAGGUGGUUUGGAAGGUGGGGCAAUUAAUAGUCCAUCCAUUCUGUCUUUCAAUCUUUGGGCAAGAAGAUAGAGUUGAAAUAUAUUGUUGUCCCCCUGCCCAACGAUCCUCACUAGGAAGGCUGCCUUUCUUCUACUAACAGGAUAGUGACCCAUUCUCCACUGCCUACUGAUGCCUGUCAGCUGCAUUUCAGAGAGUGGUUGAGGAUUGCAGGUUGCCUCAUAUGUUAUAUAAAGGCACUUGGGGUUAUCAAACAGUAAAAUAAAGCACUUCAAUUGUUUUGUUAAAUGAUACAUUUUCUGUUGUCUAAGUAUAUUGCUCUAGGCAAAUAAUGUCUCAUGUAAACAUUAGAUUGUUCAUUUGUUAGUUAUAGAGGGUGGACAAACUAGUAUAUAAAAAAAAAACAGGCUUUUGCUGAAAAUUACAUUCUUAGGCUGCAAGCAUUCCUGCAGAGAGAGGUAAUUAAAACCCUCCUUGAGCAAGGCAUAAUUCGUCAAUGAUCUUGAGAUACAGAUAAUGAGAAAGGACCAAUUUCUACACAUUCAUACCUUUGAAAAUGAUAACUUUCACUGAUAAUUAUUAUGUGAAAGAUACUUGUUUUCGGAAGGAAGGAAGUGGGUUAUGAGAAGUUUUGGGAUAGUGACAAUGCAAAGGAAGGGCUGGAAGUUACCUAAUUUAAUGGAAAAAGAAAGUAGAAUAGGGCUGGUCUGUGGAGAAAAGGGAAAAUGCAAAAAGGAGAUGUCUCUCCUUGGAUGUGACUGUGCCUGCAUUUGGAGGCGUGAUUCUGGCACACAGCAACAUUAAUAACCGGGCAGAGUGAAUUUGGUAUUUUAACACUGCGGGGGUGAGAAAUAGUUCGAAAGGAACUCUGAAAUCUGAAUGAGAUAGCUGUAGAUAUAAAUAGAUUUCUUAUUAGGGGACUGAGUCCACCAUAUAUUUGGGUUCUCAAGCUAAUUCAUUAGUGUUGCUAAUUUGCAUUUCUGUGAAUUCCAAACAUGCCUACCAGCCCAAAAGAUUAGACAUCCCUAAGGUAAAUUUUGAAAUUAAUCUACGCAAAUUUACCUCGAGUUAUGUGAACUGGCAGAAUUAUCAGUUGGAACAAAAUUAGGAGUUUUGAGGGGAAACAAAGUUCAUUGUUUCUUCACUCUGUGAAAACUAAAUCCCAAUAUUAUGUUUCAGUGUAGGCGUAUUUCUGACACCUUCCACUUCUGACAUCUGCACAUUAUAUCUUGGAUAGUUAACUGAAAUGCUGAUUUAGAAACAUUCACAUCUAGUUAUCUGAAUUCUUUUCAAGUAAUGGUAUCAUGUCUUCCUCCAGUCGCUAAGAGAAACAAUAUAUUGAAACAAAAUCUGGACAAACCAGAGCUGCUUAUUGUAGGGAGUCACAAUUCCAGGAAUGUUGUCGAUCUCCCUGUUCUGAAGAGGAUCACAUUCCCCCAGAAGGACCAGGUACGCAGUUAGGGACACCUCUGAAUCCAAUUUUUUAUCUUGCUUUCCAGUUUGAAGCAACAGCUUGGAGUUCCUUUGGUUGGUAUGGCAACUCUGCCCCUUCCUGUAAUAAAGUAACCUUAAAAAUGGUGCAUCCAUUAGCAGGCUCCAGCUGUGUUUACUGUACCACACUCUAUUGGCAGGGGGUGGGACAGGGGCUGCUUUUGUGUCUAGCAGAGCAAUUUGACUCAGUAAUCAAGAAUUCAAAGAGACCACAUUAGACCAAGGUUGAAAUUGUGUUCAUUGCCAGAUUGUUUUUAAGAGAAAUACACAAGUUGCUGGCUAUUUCCCUUAAAGCUUUAUUUAAUUUUGAUCCUGCUUAUUUGACAUUUGUCUAUAGGAUUCUCUCUCCCCCUUUCCCCCUCUCUUCCUGCGCCAUAAUAUGAUCACCUAAGGAAGUUGACCUACAGAUGUCCUAGGCUGGUCUUGUGGUGACUUGGAUGAGGCCAUUAAUGCAGUUGGCACCUCUAUGUGCUUUGAAAUGCAUUUGAUGAUGCCUUUGCAAGCCUCAAAAACACACCUUUUAAAACAGACUUUUUACUUGGUGUUAAUGGUUUUUAAUAUUUGCUUUUCAGAUUUCAGGUUUUAAUUUUGGUUUCAAUGUUUUUAUUGUAAAUCACUGAGAGAACUUUGAAGUUACGGUAAUUACUGCCUCAAUGAGUUUACUAAAGAAAAUAAAAUAGUAAAAUGCCUUGCAAGCAACUUACUAAAAUGACAUAAAAGUACAAUAUUUGUGGGAUGUUAUACCAGCUCCGUUAGUCUUCUGUAACUAAAUACUGUGUAGAUGUUUCUAACUACAUUAUCCUCUGAUAUCUUAGCCACAUAGAUGGGAAAUUAUGGGAAUAUCAAUCUAACACAACCUUAAGUUUCAAUGGUGUAAAAAUGUGUUCUAACAUACAGUAUAGUAAUAUAGUAAUGUUUGAUUAUUUACCAAAAUCAGUCUAAGUUUCAUUUGUGCAGGCUUUUUCAAACUUUGUUCCUUGGAGUCUUAGGGUUCUGCAUGAAUUUGAUGGGAUUCUGUGAGAGAUUACGGACAAAAGAAAAAAGCCAAUAUUCUGUCACUGGAGCUUUACUUCUUGAAAAGGGAUUCAGGGACUCUGAUAUUUUUUUAACAGGUUCCACAGUUCAAAAAAGUUUGAAAACUCCUCUGUAAAUGUAGUUCAUACUUGUCUAACCCUUUUCUUUAUUGAAAUUAAUUUAACCUUCACAAAGUUUUGAAUCUGUAUUUCUUUAGUAUUUCUUCUUGACUUUUGGGGCUAGAGGGCAUUACUGAAAUUUUGAGAACUUGUCUUGCGUGUUUUUACAAAAUGAUUAUUGUGAUGGGGCUUGCCUAUUCACAAAAUGGCCAUAAGUGUAGAUGCGACUAUUCACAAAACACCAAUUUUUACCAGAAGACAAACUACUCUGGAUACUUGUCACUACUCUCUCUAUCCUCAAUACUUUUAUUUGCUUUUUUAUCUGUGCCAGUCAAUACAUUUCCAAAGAUAACAUUAGGUCCAUUUUUAUUCUCUAAGAAUGCCUGUGAGAUCCAAGUGUGGAUUAGGAAUUUCUUUGAAAAACAGAUGGAAGCUGACAUUUGCUUUGGAAUGCACCAGCUUUUCAUUUAAUAUUUAUUGUCAUUUUUAAAAAGGCCAUUAAAAACUAAGGGGAGAGGUGCAGAAAGGUGCCAGAUACCAUAAUUUUAUCUGUUUAAUUUUGGUUUUAGUGGAAUGCCAUUGUGGUUUAUACAUCAUGGUUUAUGGCUUAUAAUAAGAAAUAGGUAACCUGAGCCUGCAACUCUCCUGUUGUAACCAAGAUUUAUUUUGCUUUCUCCCUCCUUCAGAUCAGCUCUAGGAUAAUAGUCUUUUAGAACAUUUUGCCCAUAGCCUCAAAGUAAUGAACUGCAUAAAUCCUGUGCUAACCCUCUUGCAUGUGGGGAAAGUAUAAUGAGAAAUUAUCUUAUUAAACUAAUGAAACCAAAUUUCUAGAUGUAAAAAGGAGUUACUGAGAAAUGGGGAAUAUGGGACCACAAGGGAAGGAAACAAUUACAGAGUAUUCUUAUUACACUCAAUACAAUCAUUGUAGCUAAAUUAGGUUUAUGGUUACUUGCUUGACAUCAGCACUUGUUCAGAAUUCAUUUUAGAAAAAAAUGUAAGAUUAUCUGGGUUUCCUGUCUGAAUGCUGUCAGGCAGCCCCUCUUUGCUACUUCUCUUUUCUUUUUUGCUUUCUCCCUCGUACUUUCAUGUUCUCUUACCCUCAGUUAUGAAGGAUACAGUUAAUUCACAGUAUCCUCCAGAAUUUCCUGAAGAAAUUCCUUUUCCUGAACCUUCCUGCGCAUACCCUAAGAUCAUCUUCAGAGCGCCUGCUGUGGGUGACCUCCCAAGAUGAGGUGACUUUGGAAUACGCUCCCCAGUGGGGUAGACUUACUAUUCUCUGCAAUAGUAGGAAAGGUCAUUUUUGUUCUCCCAGGCCUUUGCUGCUGUGAAUUUUUAACGUUCUACUGUUAUUAUCUCUUUAUUGCCUUUUGUUUCUUAUUUCUUUCUGCAUAUUUUACCUAAUUGUAAUGUACAUUUUAUCUGAUGUAAAUUAGUGUUUUAAUCCAUUUUGGUUUUUGUUUUAAAUAAUAAAUGGUAUAUUGUUAUUUUAAAUAAAGAAAUUAACUGAAUUUGGAGAAGCGGAUUGUUGUUUUGCCUAAUCUAGCAAAAUGUUCCACCUGUAAUAUCAUAGGUCUACCCAGCAAAUUCUAAAAAUGUCCUAAAUUUUCCUAGACUUUCCUAAAAGCCCUAUGGAUGAAUGAUAAAAAUGCAUACUAAAUUUCAUCAAUUGUACAAAAAAUUACAUUUAUUCAGGCUACUCAGUGUGGGAGACACUUUACCAGAUAUUUUUGAUGGCCUUAUUGUGCCAUAAUCCACAUGGCCACUUACAAUUUAAUAAUUCUAUAUGUAUGUACAUAUGUUCGUGUGUGUGUGUGUAUGCACAUUAAAUUGUGGGUAUUGACUGACUACUCAGCACUGUAUGUAACUCUUGAGCUAAAAAGGUUGCUGUCCAUUAAAUUAGAUGGUGAAAAGUGAAAUAAAACUACAUUUAUCUGUGUAUUGAUGACACUUCAACCCAAGCCUCCAAAUCACUUCUUACAAUGCUUUCAUGUGAAUCAUAAAAACCAGGGAAGAGGUGGCACCACAAUAAUUAAUGCUCAAGGAUUCAAAUAAAAAUCAUCUGGAGCACUUCUAAGGGGUUUUGACAAGAAGCGCUGACAGCAGGAAGGGUCCUGUAUUCAGUGGCACUGAAAACCAGUAUGAGAGCAA
This is a messenger RNA of Python bivittatus (Burmese python), 8552 nucleotides long. RefSeq names its product methylcrotonyl-CoA carboxylase subunit 2 (gene MCCC2). Gene Ontology annotation, biological process: L-leucine catabolic process. NCBI's taxonomy places the organism in Eukaryota, Metazoa, Chordata, Lepidosauria, Squamata, Pythonidae. The record is from RefSeq and is a predicted model, not a curated record. Gene Ontology annotation, cellular component: methylcrotonoyl-CoA carboxylase complex; mitochondrion. Gene Ontology annotation, molecular function: methylcrotonoyl-CoA carboxylase activity.